AUGCCGGCAUUCUUGUACACGGAGGCCGAGGCAUCCGAAACCGAAGCCAAACAUUUACUAUUGCGUCAGGUUGCCAAGGAUGUCACAGUGCGUCUUUCAGAGCCGCUCAAGGUCGCAGAGAGCAGACUGCAUACCAAUUUGCUGUCCAUAUCUAAUGCUACUGGUCUCGCUUUUGCUGCCACCAACUCAGGCUUCUCUGUGCUUCGACUCACCGACCUCAGAUCCUUCUUUACCUCGGCAGCACGCAACUCUACGCCAACGUUGGAUCAACCCUUGCGCUCAAUAGAGACCGCCGAGGCAAUCUCCAUUGCAUCGCUGCCUACUUUCAUCACUUCCGCCAACAAUCACUCUGCCGUGCUCGUUGGAUUCCAAAACGGUGUCAUCGCAGCAUGGUCCACCUCUGGCCUUGCUGAUGGAACUAAGCUCGAUCCGCUCUUUGUUCUUCAGCCUCCUUCUCCUGGCCUCCCUCUCAUUGAUCUGGCUCCCAACCCCUCUGAUCGCCCCGAACUUGCCGUCGCACUCUACCGUCACGCUGGCACGCCAGGUAUUGACUCAGGUACACCCAUCAUGCUGAACCUCAACACGGGCUCUUUUGGUGCUCAGCUCGACGCCACAGGUUCUCGUGCUACCGCUAUAUGCUGGUCUGUCAAAGGAAAGCAGGUGGCUGUGGGACUCGAAUCAGGUGAAAUCGUUCAAGUCACCCCAGAAGGUGAACCAAAGGAUCGCAUAGCCAAGCCAGAAUCUCUCCAAGCAUCCUAUUAUGUUACCGACCUCCGCUGGCUCGAAAAUCACGUCUUUAUCGCAACCUACAACCUUCCCUCCUCGGGUUCAACCGACGAUGACCCUGAGCAUUCCUACGAAGUUUAUACCAUCCUCCGAGAUGCUAAAGCUGCGCAGAUCACACUGGCCAAGAUGCCCAUCGAUCCCGCUCCGCCCUAUGGUGACACCUCUCGACCCGGCACCCGCUUUGCUGCUUGGCUGAGGAACUGGGACCCCUCCAAGCAUUUGGUGUUUGUUGCCAGUGGACCAAGUACAGACGUCGGUCUCAUCUCUUGCUCUUCCAGCGAUACAGGCGCUGCUGCUUGGUCCACUAUCGAGCUCGAAGAGACCUCCAAACCCAUCCUCCCCUUCUCUUCGGUCGACGAAACCUCCGACACUGCCCCUGUCGCUAUCGAUUUUGACCUCACGUCAACAGACGAGGUCGAUGAUCCGAAUGCCGUGGCUCGGGGUGAUGGCAAAACAAAGAUGUCUGCCGUUCCCAUUCUCUAUGUCUACACCUCGGACGGUGUUUUGCUCGCCUACAAUGUCAUCAACACACAACAACCAUUUCCAGGUAUGGUGACGCCAUCCACUACACCAGCACCCUCGGCAGUGGCAUCCGCUUCUAGCACAGCUGCAGCCUCAAUACAAGCACCCGCGCAAGCAUCAUCAACACCAGCUCAGUCAUCACCUGCUUCAUCGCCAUUCGGCUCGGCCUCCGCCUUUGGUCAGCCUUCUGUGUUCGGUCAAUCGUCCGCCUUCGGUUCCAAGUCUGCCUUUGCAUCUUCGGCGACGCCGGCUUUUGGUCAGUCUUCAGCAUUCGGAUCCACUUCAGCCACCACUUCUCCGUCGCCGGCCUUUGGUGGCGCUGCUUCCAAGCCUUCGAGUGGCUUUGGCUUUGGCGCAUUCAGCAGCGCGGCCAACAAUGGUAAGCCCACAUCCGCCUUUGGUUCGACUGGCUUUGGCUUCGUAUCUGCUCCCACUGCCAAUAAGGACGGCGCCAAGUCGAACACCACUUCCGUUGAUGCGCCGAAGAAUGACACGUCCGCCACGACUGCCAAAGCCCCAGCGUCUGCAUUUGGUGCCAGCGCCUUUGGUGCAAAGCCGGCUGGCUCUGCGAUUGGCUCCUCAUCCCCCGCUCCCGUCUCAACCAGUACUGCCGCACCUUCCGCGUUUGGUUCUCCUGCGUUCGGACAAGCAGCGACAGGACCCGCUUUCGGCCAGUCUUCAGCAUUCGGACAGACUUCAGCACCUGCUUUCGGUUCGUCGUCCGGCUUUGGCUCCACCUCUGCUUUUGGCUCUACCUCUGCCUUUGGUGCCAAAUCCGCAUUUGGCUCUGCACCGGUAUCAUUUUCAUCGUUCGACUCAAAGACAGACGCUUCCUCUUCGACGAACUCUGGCUCCGCCUUCGGAGGCUUUGCCACCAAAUCCGGCAACGGGUUUGAAUCCUCUGCGAGCCCGUCUUCCACAUCUGUCUUUGGAAAUGGUGGCAAACUGGAAACCAAAAGCACCGAUCCGCCAGCUGGUCUCUUUGGCUCAAAUGCCCAGAAGUCUGCCCCCUCCCCUGCAUCCGCCUUCGGCUCUUCAGCUUCGACAUUCGGUCAAGGGUCCUUUUCUGCUUUUGCUGCCAACAAAGCUGCAGAAGACAAGGACAAAGGCGCCAAAAACAGCGAACAAGUGUCAAUUGCAAACGGCAAAGCUGGUACCAACAGCUUCUCGUUUGGAGGCCUCGGUGGCAUGCUUGAUAGCAGCAACGACUCAGCCGUGCUGUCGCGACCACCGUCGAAACCAGGUGCAGAGUCGGAUCAGGAGGUUUACGGACCCGCGAGCACGGAUUCUAGCCUCAAGCCAGCUGUCCAGACGCCAAAGAGCGAUGCUGGCUCGACUUUGUUUUCAUUCGAUCCUUCUGCCACCGUCAAGGUUGUGGAUGAUGUUAAAGCAACGUCGACAAAUGCUUCCACAUCGCCAUUCAGCUCUUUCAAGCCCGGUCUCAACGCAGGAGCGUCUUUUGGCAGCCAGCCGUUCUCCUUUGGCAACGCCAAGCCGAACCCGCCUGCGCUAACACCAAGCUCGUCCUCUACUUCGAACACCUCUACAGCUAGCAAAACUGACGCUGCGUCAAAGCCAGAAAGCGACGGGAAAAAGCCGUCUGCAUCAAUCGAGCCUGUCGGUGCAGAACGUGUGCCGGUCGAGCCCGCGAAUGCUACGACAAAGCCUGCUUCCUCGCCCUUGCAAACCCAAUCCGGCUCGGGCAACAACCAGGUAACGCCUCCAGCCAAAGAGACCGAAGCAAAGUCGGCAUCUCCUACUCCCUUCUCCUUUGCAUCUGGCGUCAACACCUCAAGCAGCGCUUCGCCAUCAUCGCCUUCCAACUUCGGUGCAACUAUGCAGACCAAAAGCAGUGCUGAGGAAGGAAAGGCAACUCAAAAGGCUGAAACAAAUCCGAGCUCGUCAUACUCAUUUGGCAACAAUGCUACCACGGCUACCGCAUCAUUGACGGAGAAACCCUCCAAGUUCGGUGACUUUGGCAGCUUUAGCUCUGCUCCAGCCAUAAGUGCACCCCACAGCAAAGACGCCCUUUCUUUCUCUUUUUCACCCUCAAAUAAGUCUCUGCCACCUGCUAGCUCCGCAGCUCGGUCGACAGCAUCACCCAAUGCUCUUAGCACUACUGCAUCUGCGAGCUCCUCUCCUGCUGCUACGUCUGAUAAGACCACGCCGGCAAUCCUCUUUCCGAGCAGUGGGUCUUUCCUCGGUUUCAGCUCAAGUACGCCUCGAAGUAGCUCGCCUCUCGCCGCCGCACCUUUCAACAACACCGAUGAGGCAUCCGAGAGCUCUUCUCAACAUAAGCCUGCACCUGCUGCCAGCGCCAGCAACUUGCUCUCGUUUCAACGGGAUUCGAACAAGCCUUCUUUCGGCACAUCAACAUUUGGUGCCAAACCGCCCUUGGUCUUCCCUGGAUUGUCGUCACAGAAUCAGCCCACUAAGUCAUCGGACUCAGCCAAGGCGACGCCUGCCACAGCUUCGACCCCGUCACUUGGGGGUUUCGGAUCCUCGCCUGCAAAGACAGCGCCGCUACCCACAACCACACCUGCCCCCGCCCCUGCCCGCAAAAGUGUUCAAGAGCGCUUGGAAAGCCCCCUGGUCGCUGGACGAACGCCUCAGUUGUCUUCAUCCAACAAUGAAGGUCCUGCCAAAGUCAGCGAGAGCGGAAUUCAAGGAGAAUUCUUGAAGUCCUACCUCGUUCUCACACAGGAACUCGACGUUCUCCGCUCCAACGUCGACCAAUGCGCCAGCUUCCUCGCCGAUCUUCGAGAAGCUACUGCUCGUCCUCAGUUUGUCGAUGACUUCGCCGAUCCUUCCAAGUGGUCUUUUGGCGACCUACCAAAGAUGCUGUCGCUUGCAAGGUCGCUCCGACCCUUGACUCAGCAGAUCGAAAAUGACGCCGCUUCGCACAAGCGCAAAGUUGCCGAGCUGCAAAGUCUUCAGCUCAAGACAGAGGCCAAGAGAGAAGAGGUCACGCGUUUCAUCCGCGCUCGCAGUGAUCCCGAAUUUGCCAAAAUUAUCCGCAUCAGACAACUGGGUCCGGAGCACGUGGAGAACCAGAACAAGCUGCGCAAAGCGAGCCAAGUCGUUCGCGACCGCAUAGUCGAGCUCGACGAAUACCUGACAGCGCUCAAGGACAAACUUCAGCAUGCAAAAGCAGGCCAUACAGCGCUCAAGGCACCUACUCUUGACUCGGUCGCGAGAGCCUGCCGCAACAUUACCGCUCGUACUACGGCGGUAACAUUGGACCUCGACAACCUCGCACUUGAAAUGGACCUCAUGCGGCCGGCUCAGGAUCACACGUCUCGCGAAGCCGAACUCGCUUUUUCGCGUUCCGCGUCGGUUAUGAGCGGCAUCGAUGAUGGUGAACCUCUGAACAAUGUGGGCAAUCUGAUGCACGCGUUGCCUGCCGCCGCCACGCUCAGAUCCGCCGACGAAAUCACACGCGCUGAGCGUGUCAAGAGCGAAAGCGUCGCUGUCUUCGUCAAUGCACGCGAGAAGCCGAUCCUCAACACGAGAGCCGUGCCUGGUUCUCAACAAGCGAAUAAGAAGAUGGCCAAGCCAAUGCAGCACUCAGAUCUUCAGAUCGCAUUUGCGAAGGGACCGGUGCAUCUUGGCAAGCGUGCUCCUCCUGCAGUUCGCAGCGCCUCUGUCAUAACAGCUUCGCCAGUGCCUGAUGGCGCAGCGAACGGUGCCACCAAAGCGGUGGAAACGGACCAAAUUGCUUCCGUUACCAAGAGCGUCCCUGUGCCAAAGCUGUCUGAACCUCCUCGUACAGCGUCGUCAACUUCUCCUGUUUCCGCGGCAGCUUGUGUUGAAUCAAAAGCCGACCCGUCCAUGUUUGGAUCCCGCAGUGCUCCGGACCCUUCGUCAUCUGCAAGUGCUACUGUUCCUCCUCAAAAGCAAAGCGAACCAAUGACGCCGCUCAUGUUCGGCGGAUUCGACUCACCCGCCGCGGCCCAUGCAAAGGCUCCGGCCAAAGCUUUUGCAGGGUUCGGGUCAUCGCCCGUAGCUCCUCCUGCCACCACAGCAGCUGCUGCACCUUCGAUUUCAGCUCCAAAGGCUGCCCCUCCUUCUCAGCCAUUGAGCUUUGGAGGAUUCAGUCAGCCUUCUGUCUCCGCACCCAAGCCUGCUACAGCAACCUUCGGUGGCUUUGGCAAGCCGUUGGCGCAGAAAAUGGAUUCGCCUACGGCGGCAGUCCCAGCAGCUUCAAGUCAAAAGAUCGUUGCAUCCUCGAGCUUCAGUGGCUUCAGCUCGCCUGCUCCAGCCUCAUCCAAGUCCACCUCCACUCCGUUUGCUGGCUUCGGAUCCACAGCCACCCCCCCAGCGUCUGCCGCUCCACCGGCCAAGUCUCCGUCCACAUCCACACGAGGCGCCGCUGCCAGCACUUCAGCUUUCGGCAAAGCGACACUGCCCACGCUCAACUUUGGCAAGCUCAGCUCUGUACCCGCGGGCAUGUUUGAUCUACCCGCGAAAGACAAUACGCCGUUCCAGCCGGGAGCGCGUGCGACUAGUUCAAGCACGAGCAGCAUUCGCAGCUCUCACACGAGCAAGUCAAAGUUCAGGGGUACAGCCGUGCAGCUUCCACCUUCUUCGAGUGGAGGAGAGCGAUCGGAUGCGGGCGCGGGGGCUUCGGUCAAGGCUACCUCGGAUUUCUUUGCUUUGCCUCCACCACCGAAAGCUAAGGAUGGCUCGACAGCGGAUGCUCCCUCCUUCAAGGGCUUCAGCGGAUUCGGUGUGGGUGCCGACAAGGCUGCGCCCAAGGCCGGUGCUCCUCUUACGGCUGCAGGCGGCAUUUCUACCUUCAACUUUGGCGAUCUCGGAAAGAAAAUCGGAACGGCCGCUGGUUCCUCUUCAGCGAGCGAAAACUCGACGUUCAAGAUUGCUGAUCUGGAAAAGAAGCACGAAUCACCUGCAGCAGCCGGAGACUCGAACAAGACGGUCGCUGCUCCGCCUUCUUCAGCCACUCCAUCUUGGCAGCCUGCCGCGAGUGGGUUCAGUCUUGGCGAUCUCGGCAAGAAGAACGCUGAAUGCGCCGCCGUUCCGCCCUCGUCAGGUCAGCCGAAGCAAACCUCAUUUGCCCACUUCAGCUUUAGUGACGCGGGCAAGAAGUCCGAGCCUGCAAAGCCGGCCGCUGGUGGGUUCAGCUUUGGAGAUUGGAGUAAAAGGGCGGACGAGACAGAAGGAGGCGCGUCAGCUCAAGCUUCUGAGAAACAUGUUGGCUUUAGCUUCGCUCCUGCUGUGUCAGAUAAGCCGGCAGCAGAAGAGAAGGCGGUGGAAGACGAAGGCAAAGAUGAGAAGGGGGGUAACAGUGCUAAGGCAGACACCGCAGAGAAGUCAGAGAAGCCAACAAAAGACAAGAAUGAGGAAGAGGAAGAGGAAGAGGAAGCAGAAUCUGAGAAGACAGACGCCAAAUACACCAAAGAUGAAACGCUGCCCGACCCUUCCACAUUCAGUUUCUGCAAGCCGUCCGAGCCACGAAACAAGGAGCCCUUGGUGGAAUCGGUAUCCGAGUCGCACACAGCCGCGUCCACGCCUGCUGCUAGGCCUGUAACCACCUUCAGCUUCGGCGCAGCUUCUGAUGGCGCGGAGGAAAACCAGAAAGACGGACAAGCAGUGAACGACAAGAAGGAUGAUGCAAAGUCUGCAACGUUUUCGGCUUCAAAUGGUGCUGCAGCGCCACCAAUGGAUGCUGAUGUUAGCUACCCGCCCAAGGCUAAGUCUUGCACUGCAGCCGUUGACGACAAGUCCACGGCGGACAGCACAAGUGCGACCUCGACUACGACCACAACGUCAGCAUUCAAGUUCGCACCCAGCAAACUGAAUCCGUCUGCAUCAGCGGCUUCGGCAUUCAGCGCAUUCAAGUCGAGUCCUGCGUUUGGCUUUGGUGCCUUGUCAUCGCCCAAAUCCACAGACAGCUCUAGCAAUACGGUCAAUGCGUUCAGCUUUGCACCGCAGACCGCCACGCCAUCCGCUAAGCCUGCAUUUGGCAGCACAUCCGCCUUCGGCACAACCUCGAGUUUCGGCAUGACAUCCUCGCCCUCUGCCGCAUCCAUUUUUGGUAGUCCAUCAGCCUUUGGCACCACUUCCAGCUUUGGCGCAUCACCAUCUACAAACAGCACGAACGACAAGGUCAAAUCAGCCUUUGGAGCCGGAGCAGGUUUUGGCGCUUUUGCAUCGAGCAACAAGACGAGUCCUUUUGCAAGCGCAGCAAGGUCGAACGGUGAAGAUGGAGACAAGAGCGGUGGUUCAUUGUUGUCGAGGUUGAGUGGGAAGCCGGAGCAGGUUGCGUCUGAUGAUGAUGGAGGAGAGGAGGAGGAGGAGGAAGUUGAAGAAGAAGAAGAUGAUGAUGAUGAUGCAGACGACGAUGGGGAGGAAGAAGACGAGGAUGAAGACUACGAAGAUGAAGACGAUUACACGGACGAAGAAGACUACGAAGAUGAAGAAGUCGGGGUUGACGUUGAUGAUGACGACGUCGAUAGUGGUGUUGGGCACGACGAGGAGGCUGGUGGUGACUCGCUCGAGGAGUCGGCCGUUCACGUCGACAAGGCUGAUGCGCAGGACGCAGAGCAUCAUGAUGUUGCCACCAGAGAGGCAGAGGACGGAGCAAGAGAUGAGGCAGAUGAAAGCUUUGAGCCCGACGAGGACGAAGAGGAAGGACUCUCAGCAGUCGAAGAAGAGCCUGAAGAGGAGGAGGAUCCAGUUGCAAGGAACGUGGACAAAUCGGACUGA
This is a messenger RNA of Mycosarcoma maydis (corn smut), 8034 nucleotides long. RefSeq lists its product as uncharacterized. The record is from RefSeq and is a predicted model, not a curated record. Bases 1 to 8034 code for a protein of 2677 amino acids. Gene Ontology annotation, cellular component: nucleus. The transcript has a single exon. Gene Ontology annotation, molecular function: protein binding; transcription corepressor activity. Lineage: Eukaryota; Fungi; Basidiomycota; Ustilaginomycetes; Ustilaginales.